Molecule: messenger RNA, 1388 nt
Organism: Zootermopsis nevadensis
Lineage: Eukaryota; Metazoa; Arthropoda; Insecta; Blattodea; Termopsidae
Source: RefSeq, a predicted model, not a curated record
AUGAUUGUGUAUAUACAUUCUCAGGUCUUUUCCAAUUAUUUUCUAGUUUUUCAGUUAGGGUAAAAUUAGUGGAUAGAUCAAAGGUUGUGGUUUCUUUACGGCCGAAACAAAACGAAAACUCUAUAAUUGUCAUAUCUUCUGCAUCACAGAUAAUGGUUCUGCAGUUAUCUGUACUGGAAGAAGUCAAUAAUAUAUUUGACAAAUAUUGUGAAGUCUGUAGCCGAGUGCAGUUGAACGUUCUGUCCUAGUUAUUUUGACAAUGCAGUAUACCUUGAGAAACACAUAACAAAAUGUGGAACACUGCCGUAAGAAGAUCGCAUUUUGAAUAUUUAUGGAAAACAUCCUUUUCUGGUCUUCAGUGACUGACCACGUGGUGUAUAAUUGAAGGCUGUCAUUUUUAUCGAGAAGGUUGCAUUCGCGGUCUUGUGCAAUCUAUACAUGAGAAAUUUAAGAGGUCGGAAAAGAAAGCCAUAUGGGAGAAACAGAAGUCUCAUUCGGCAUAUUGGGUCAGAUCUUCCACUUAAGUCACUGCCGAGAUUCUACCUGGGUCCUGAAGUUAUGGGGGAUGUCUGUGUCCAUGAUUGCAUCCUAGAAGAUUAUUCUGGAUAUAUCAGGAGCUAUGGGAGAAACAGCCAGAAGUCUCAGCUAAUAUGUAGUUCUAUCCGUCAUCACAGUAGCAUAAGGAGCAGCUUAUCUGUAGAAGAACAUGAUGGUGAGAUUUUGGCACUGCAGAAAGAGGUUCACAAACUGCAAGUUAUGGUGCAUGAGUUGUGGCUGUGUCACCAAGCAGGCCUGUCAUCUGUUUGUGAAGAGACAGUGAAUGCCAUGAGCUGCGCCAUUCCAUCAACAUAUGCAUCGCCAACACGACUACUUCCACCUCCACCACCACCACCACCACCCCCUCCCCCUCCUCCACUGUCAUUAACACCUGCACCUAAUGCACAACGGAAAUUAAAACUCACCAGUUUGUGUCACGUUGAUUGUGGAAGACAGACUCUACCCUCACUGGGAGACAUUUUAAAGGAUAUUACUAAAGUGAAGCUGCGUCCUGUGGAACGAUCUCCUGGUGGAAAUCCUAUAAGACGCCCUCUAACGCCUUCAAAAUCUUCAACUGAUCUUGCUGCUGUGUUAAAGAAGAGAUUUAUAGCAAUACAUAAUCAAACUCCAACAUCACCUUGUCAUGACUCCGUUAGUAACAGUCGUAACUCUCAGGUAAAACUUGAUAACAGUGCACAUAUUAGUUUUGUCUUAAAGCCAGAAUAAUACUUCAAAUUCACCCAAAUGAACCCACAAAACCCAGGCGACCGGGGCAGAGGAUUUUUCCUCUAGCCUCUGCAUCCAGACCGGCUCUGGGGCCCACCCAGCCUCCUAUCCAAUGGGUACCGGGG